AUGAUCUCCAUUGCACAAAUUCUCGUCUACAGUAUCGUUAUAUUCUGCUCAAUACUGGCUGAAUCGUCAUGUCCACCACGAUGGAAACACGAUCCGAAGGGCAAGAUGUGUUAUUAUGUUUCUCGGUUAAAAAUGACACAUCACGAUGCUCAUCUGUACUGUCAGAAAUUUGAGAUCGACAGAAUUUUUGCGGAAUCUCGGAAGCUGUAUUACGCCAGGGCGCGAUUCGACAUCAUCGACGGAGCGCAGGACUUUCUCUCCGGCCCAAAAUUGUUCGUUUCACGAGAAAUAUCGGGUCACGUCGAUUUCAAAGUCACCGGAUGGGGAAUGGCGUAG
Molecule: messenger RNA, 336 nt
Organism: Ostertagia ostertagi
Lineage: Eukaryota; Metazoa; Nematoda; Chromadorea; Rhabditida; Trichostrongylidae
Source: the annotation of a GenBank genome assembly